Messenger RNA from Limulus polyphemus (Atlantic horseshoe crab), 852 nucleotides. RefSeq names its product cadherin EGF LAG seven-pass G-type receptor 2-like. The transcript is spliced from 5 exons. NCBI's taxonomy places the organism in Eukaryota, Metazoa, Arthropoda, Merostomata, Xiphosura, Limulidae. The annotation marks the transcript as partial. The record is from RefSeq and is a predicted model, not a curated record. Gene Ontology annotation, biological process: homophilic cell-cell adhesion. Gene Ontology annotation, cellular component: catenin complex; plasma membrane. Gene Ontology annotation, molecular function: calcium ion binding; cadherin binding.
GCUCACGACCCGGAUGUUAAUACAGUACUAACAUUUCUGAUAGUAGCUGGAAAUGAAGAAGAAUGGUUUACCAUUGACAGGAAAAGCGGGCGAGUAACAACAGCCAGUGUACUGGAUUAUGAAGAAAGACAGUCGUACGACCUACUGAUACAGGCGUCUGAUGGACAGAAUACGGCAGUGGCUCCUCUGACUGUGAAGGUUGUGGACAUUAACGACAAGCAGCCCGUGUUUACUCACAGUCAUUACAACUUUUCAGUGUUUGAAGAACUUCAAGAAAACGUAUCAGUUGGUACAGUGCUGGCUGUUGACGGAGACACCGGAAAGAAUGCUGAAGUCCAUUACAGUAUUAUUGGCAACAAAGCCAGCGCCGCCUUCCACAUCGAUAAAGAUGGAAAUAUUCUCACCAGGAGAAGCUUGGAUCGAGAAAUGGAGACCAAAAUUGAAUUUUUGGUGAUUGCAUUUGACAGAGGAGUGCCGCAGCUUAGCGGCACCGCGACAGUUCUUGUACGAGUAGAUGAUAUUAACGAUAACCCUCCACAGUUCGACAGGGAAUCCUACACUGUUCUGGUGCCCGAAGAGAAAGAACCACCUUUCAAAGUAUUUGAAAUGAACGCUGCUGACAAGGACGAGGGUGAAAACGCCUUGAUUAAAUACAAUAUCGUCCAAGGAAAUGACCACCAGGCUUUUGAGAUCGAUGAAGAAACGGGGAUUGUAUACACAGCUGACAAACUGAACUAUGAAGACCAACCCCAGUACAUUCUUCGAGUAGCAGCAAGUAAUCGGAGGGCCUUCCAGGGACCCAAAGCGUCCAUAAUCGCUAAUACUGUGGUGGACUUAGUGGUCAAAGUUCAA